This is a messenger RNA of Didymodactylos carnosus, 369 nucleotides long. The record is from the annotation of a GenBank genome assembly. NCBI's taxonomy places the organism in Eukaryota, Metazoa, Rotifera, Eurotatoria, Philodinida, Philodinidae.
AUGACAAUGACCGCUACCUCUCAGUUUCGUCGACUGGAUGAUCAAAUAUUUAACACAUUAAACACAACUGUUUUAACAACCACAUUUCAUUCAAAGGGAUCAAAUCCAACUCAAACAUGUCGCGACCUAUUUGAUGAAAUAACAACUCGUUCUACGUAUCGUCACGAUCUUAUAGAAGCGUGUCUCAAUCAUACAAAUGAUUUAAUGAAUCAAAAGGAUUUAAGUGAAGUCAAACGUAAGCAUCUUGUAUAUCAACGUCGACAAAUUCAAAGUGAAAAGAACAUCGAAAAAGUUAUUAGUGACAAUACAGAAAAGGCAUUUUAUGAACGUUGUCGUGACUAUUUUUCACCUCAGUCAUCAUCAAAAUGA